GUGACUGCCGCACAGCAUGUCACUCCGCCAGCUACAUGGCCUCGCUCUCCCUCGUCCAGUUUUCUGACUCGUUCAAACAGAGUCUCGUCUUGUCCGACAGUCUGGUCCCCAUCACUACCGUCCAAACUGCACUCAAGAUCCAAGUCUGGGGUCUGCUGAACACUGUGAACGCGAGUAUAACAGAGAGUCUGGCAGACUUGGGUCUUAUGCUGAUAGAAUACAAAACUCGGUGGGACAGAGUGCUGUAUUCCAAUAAAAAGUUUUUUGAUGAAGUGCAACAUUUGAUGGACUUUGUUACUGAACACAACUUAAUGACUCGUGUGAUGAGGGAAAUGAAACCGAAACAGGAAGCUCGUAAGACCUGGGACCGAAUUUGUUUUGCUAUGACGAGAAUAAGUAUCAAAUUAAGACAAACCCAUUACUUCCUCUUCAAACUGAAUCAACUCACAAAUGUUGAGAACAUGGAGUACAUCGUGGCCACGGAAAGUGUACACAUGCGCAGCUACAACUGGGUAAAAACAAAAAUAGUCAUGUACCUUGAAUAUUUGAGUGAGACAUACAAUAGAUACAAUCCAAUCCUUUUCAGCUUCUCGUCCAUUGCUACUACCCAAAUACAAAGUCUGAAUUUUUCUACAGUGAAUGAUUCUGUGAUAACUGGACGCAUUUCGGCAAUGUCUGGGAACGGUUCAUCACUGAUCAAUGACAUAAGCUAUCUGGUCUCUGAUAUAAGACUAUUUAAUGAGGCUGUUAAAGAAAGGUCGACGACCCUAAGCCUCCAGUAUACUUCCGACAUGGCUACUGUUUGGCAAAUAAGAAACGAAAUGAUCGAGGCAAUCACUCCUGGUUUUAACAGUGCUAAUUUGUUGAAGCUGGAAAUCUACUUCAAAGAUCUUGCAGUACAAGAAUCAAAGAAAUCGUUGGCGUAUUCUGCUGAAGGACUGGUGUGUGAUAUUGGUGGCAGCAUUGGCUUGUGUCUUGGUGGUAGUAUCUUGACACUGGUUGAGUUUUUAGAAGUCUUUGCCAUUAUGUUUGCAAGACGAAAGAAGCGAAAAGCAGAUUUGGCAACAACAGAAAAGACACCCGGAAGUUAGAACGUUACUUGUGACGACUUCCCGCAUGAGGUCUUACAACAGCGUCACCUUGGCAGUGUGAUGUUCAUCAUCUUUGGAAUGCUGUCGUGGCUGUCUUGUAUUGCCACCGUAGUUGUCUGUGUGUACCUUGCAUUGGUACAUCGACAAUUCACUUUCUUUUCACGAAGUAGCAUGGUCAAACUAGUAGUUGACUUCCACUACGAAUUAGUCACAUUUUCUAAAGACAUAUGACCAGCUAUUAUGUCAACACAU
Molecule: messenger RNA, 1343 nt
Organism: Gigantopelta aegis
Lineage: Eukaryota; Metazoa; Mollusca; Gastropoda; Neomphalida; Peltospiridae
Exons: 4
Coding region: 36-1091 (351 amino acids)
Biological process (GO): sodium ion transport
Cellular component (GO): membrane
Molecular function (GO): sodium channel activity
Source: RefSeq, a predicted model, not a curated record